CGCGCGGGACAUGUCACUCGAUCUGAGCUUAUCCGGCUCUUGUUAGUGUUUAGCAGGUGGGGACUGCCUGACAGUGGUGAGGCUGACCGGCCAACUCCCGUGCCAUGGCGCCGGGAAUAACAUUAUAUUUAUUGAUCGCACUAGCUGCAAUACAAGCUAGUGGUGAAGAAUCAGCGAACGACACAUGGGCUCUUAUACAGGCCGAGGCGCAGCAGGCGAGAGACGAUGAUAUCAAUGGCAAGGAAAUUGUGGUCGACAUAGAGGACGACGAGAAGACACAAUAUUAUGAAACUAACUACGAUACUAGUGCGUACGGAUUCGGUUACGACGUCGGACCGAACGGCCAGUUCCACCACGAGAACCGCGGGCCGGACGGCGUGACGUACGGUUGCUACGGCUACAUCGACCCAGACGAUAACCUGCGCGUCACCCACUACGUCGCCGACAGCCACGGCUACCGCGUCGUCGAGCCCGAGGACCACGUCGAAGUGUUCCCCGAGACCGAACACGAGUACGACGAGAACGCCGUAACACCCGACCCGAGGCCCGGAGUGUUAGUGCCAUGGAACCAGUUGUACCUGCCGAAGGGUUGCGGCCGAACUCCGGGAGGAAAGCCGCCGAAGCCGCCGCCGAAGCCGACCCCCCCGCCCCCACGGCCGACCCCACCCCCGGACAGCACCGGACAGAACAGCCAGCCGAAACCGGGUGUGAUUUACCCAGGAAACAAACCUGGCCAAUACCCGGGUGGAUCUUACCCAAGUGGUCCAAAUGGUCCAUACGGACCAAACGGUCCUUAUCCUACUGGAGCGAAUGGAUCUAAUAAUGGACCUAACGGGCCGAACAACGGAAACUAUGGACCUAACGGACCUAAUGGACCCAACAAUGGCAACUAUGGACCUAACGGUCCAAAUAAUGGAAAUUAUGGCCCUAACGGACCCAAUGGACCCAACAACGGAAACUUUGGACCCAAUGGACCUAACGGGCCUAAUGGUCCUAACGGACCUAGUGGACCAAAUGGUCCUAAUGGACCUUACGGACCUAACGGACCCAAUGGCCCAAAUGGGCCAAAUGGACCAAACGGACCAAAUGGACCAAAUGGACCUGGACCCAAUGGUCCCUAUGGACCUAACGGACCUUACGGUCCGAACGGCCCUAAUGGACCCAACGGACCAAAUGGACCUUACGGACCUAAUGGCCCUGGAGGAGGACAAGGCUACCCGGGUACCCCAGGAACUCCUGGCAAGCCCGGAACUCCUGGUAAGCCCGGAACUCCUGGUACACCCGGAACCCCGGGAGGUCCAAGUGGUGCUGGUGGUCCUGACGGUCCCUCAGGUGGUGGUUAUUAUCCCGGAUCAGGACAAUAUAACCCAGGUACUCCGAGCUCACCGGGCGCACCCGGUGGCCCUGGAGGCCCUGGUGGUCCUGGCAGCCCCGUUGGCCCAAUUGGUCCCAACGGCCCAGGCGGUGGCAGUAACAAACCAGGACCUGGACAAGGGGGCAACAAACCAUCUCCAGGCACAGGAGCUCCAGGUUCACCAGGAGCCCCAGGUUCACCAGGAGCUCCAGGUGGCCCAGGAGGUCCAGGCGGUCCAGGCGGCCCAGGAUCAGGCUACUAUCCGGGACAAACAGGACCAGGGCAAGGAAGUUAUAACCCAGGAAGUUCUGGUAACCCAAAUGAAAACUAUGGACCUAAUGGACCCAACGGGCCUAACAAUGGAAACUAUGGACCCAAUGGACCAACCGGUCCCAACGGACCUAGCGGACCCAGCGGUCCUAACGGACCUAAUGGACCUUCCGGUCCAAAUGGUCCUUAUGGCCCUAAUGGCCCUAGCGGUAAUGGACCCAAUGGACCUCUCGGGCCAAACGGACCUAACAGCCCAAACGGUCCUAAUGGACCCAUUGUACCUAAUGGACCUUACGGACCUAAUAGCCCUGGAGGAGGACAAGGCUAUCCGGGUACCCCAGGAACUCCUGGCAAGCCAGGUUCUCCUGGUACACCUGGAACUCCUGGUACACCAGGUUCCCCGGGAGGUCCCGGCGGCACCGGCGGUCCUGGUGGUCCUUCAGGUGGUGGCUAUCAUCCUGGACCAGGACAAGGCACUUAUCAACCAAACGCACCCGGUUCUCCAGGAUCUCCUGGUGGUCCAGGUGGUCCAGGAGCUCCAGGAGGUCCAGGCGGUCCAGGCGGCCCAGGAUCAGGCUACAAUCCGGGACAGACGGGACCAGGACAAGGAAGCUACAAACCAUCUCCAGGCUCACCAGGAGCCCCAGGUUCACCAGGAGCCCCAGGUUCACCAGGAGCCCCAGGUGGCCCAGGAGGUCCAGGCGGUCCAGGCGGCCCAGGAUCAGGCUACAAUCCGGGACAGACUGGACCAGGACCACAAUACCCAGGUGCUCCAGGCUCACAGGGCCACCGCCCUGGAGGUCCUGGUGGUCCCGGUGGCCCAGGUGGACCUAACGGCCCUAGUGGUGGUAGCAACAAACCAGGACCUGGACAAGGUGGUUACUAUCCAGGUAAUCAAGGCUCUCCAGGAGGCCCAGGUGGACCAGGUGGUCCCGGUGGCUCCGUUGGUCCUAACGGUCCCGGUGGUCCCAGCGGUCCAGGUGAACCCCAGGGUCCUAAUGGAAUACCGAAUCAAGGGCAAACAGGUCCAGGUGGCUACAAUCCAGGUGGUCCCUAUCCCGGAAAACCAGGAACUUCAACUAAUAAUCCUUUCGGGCCAUCUGGCAGCGGUACACAACAACCUAACAAACCAGGAUCUCCGGGAACACAAGGUGGCCCUGGAGGUCCAGGUGGUCCUGGUGGCCCCGGAGGUCCUGCAGGACCCACGGGCCCCAGCGGUCCAGGAAGCCCUGGAUAUAACCCAAGUGGACCUGGGCAAGGUGGUUAUUAUCCGGGCGGCUACUAUCCCGGUUACCCCGGCUCACCCGGCGCUCCUGGCUCACCCGGUUCUCCAGGAACACCCGGAUCCCCUGGUGGACCCGGAGGCCCUGGAGGCCCUGGAUCCUAUCCACCACAAUGGCAAGGAACCCCAGGAUCUCCUGGAUCUCCCGGGUCUCCCGGAUCUCCUGGUUCUCCCGGUACACCCGGCUCACCUGGUGGACCUAGUGGCCCCAGUGGUCCCGGAAACUACCAACCAGGGCAAACAGGACCACAAACUGGCCCUAACGGUCCGCAAGGUCCAUCUGGUCCAUCUGGACCAUUUGGCCCAUCUGGACCGUCUAAGCCGUCUGGACCAUCUGGCAGCGGUACACAACAACCUAACAAACCAGGAUCUCCAGGAACACCAGGUGGCCCCGGAGGUCCUGCAGGACCAGCGGGCCCCAGUGGUCCUGGAAGCCCUGGAUAUAACCCAAGUGGACCUGGUCAAGGAGGUUAUUACCCGGGCGGCUACUAUCCCGGUUACCCCGGCUCAUCCGGCGCUCCUGGCUCACCUGGUUCUCCAGGAACACCCGGAUCCCCUGGUGGACCCGGAGGUCCUGGAGGCCCCGGAUACUAUCCGCCACAAUGGCAAGGACCCCCUGGGUCUCCUGGCUCUCCUGGAUCUCCCGGAUCACCCGGUACCCCUGGCUCACCCGGUGGACCUGGCGGCCCCAGUGGUCCAGGAAACUACCAACCAGGGCAAACAGGGUCACAAACUGGUCCUAACGGUCCAAAUGGUCCUUCUGUCCCAUCUGGACCAUCUGGCAGCGGCUCAUAUCAACCCAACAAACCCGGAUCACCAGGAACUCCAGGUGGCCCUGGAGGUCCAGGUGGUCCUGGUGGCCCCGGAGGCCCCGCAGGACCAGCGGGCCCCAGCGGUCCUGGAAGCCCUGGAUAUAAUCCAAGUGGACCUGGGCAAGGUGUUUAUUACCCGGGCGGCUACUAUCCCGGUUACCCCGCCUCACCCGGCGCUCCUGGCUCACCCGGUUCUCCAGGAACACCCGGAUCCCCUGGUGGACCCGGAGGUCCUGGGGACCCCGGAUCCUAUCCACCACAAUGGCAAGGAACCCCUGGAUCUCCCGGAUCUCCCGGAUCUCCUGGAUCUCCCGGAUCUCCCGGUGCCCCCGGCUCACCCGGUGGACCUAGCGGCCCCAGUGGCCCCGGAAACUACCAACCAGGGCAAACAGAAUCACAAACUGGCCCUAAUGGUCCGAACGGCCCGAACGGUCCUUCUGGCCCGUCUGGACCUUCUGGCCCGUCUGGCCCAUCUAGCCCAUCUGGACCAAUCAAACCAUCUGGUCCAUCAUCUGGCAGCGGUUCACAACAACCUAACAGACCUGGAUUACCAGGAACGCCAGGUGGCCCCGGAGGUCCAGGUGGUCCUGGUGGCCCCGGAGGUCCUGCAGGACCCGCGGGACCCAGUGGUCCUGAAAGCCCUGGAUAUAACCCAAGUGGACCUGGGCAAGGUGGUUAUUACCCGGGCGGCUACUAUCCCGGUUACCCCGGCUCACCCGGCGCUCCUGGCUCACCCGGUUCUCCAGGAACACCUGGUGGACCCGGAGGUCCUGGAGGCCCCGGAUACUAUCCGCCACAAUGGCAAGGAACCCCUGGAUCUCCUGGAUCUCCCGGUACCCCCAGCUCACCUGGUGGACCUAGCAGCCCCAGUGGCCCCGGAAACUACCAACCAGGGCAAACAGGACCACAAACCGGCCCUAGCGGUCCGAAUGGUCCAUCUGGUCCAUUUGGACCAUCUGGACCAUCUAAACCGUCUGGACCAUCUGGCAGCGGUACACAACAACCUAACAAACCAGGAUCUCCAGGAACACCAGGUGGCCCCGGUGGUCCAGGUGGUCCUGGUGGCCCCGGAGGUCCUGCAGGUCCCGCGGGCCCCAGCGGUCCUGGGAGCCCUGGAUAUAACCCAAGUGGACCUGGACAAGGUGGUUAUUACCCGGGCGGCUACUAUCCCGGUUACCCCGGCUCACCCGGUGCUCCUGGCUCACCCGGUUCUUCAGGAACACCCGGAUCCCCUGGUGGACCCGCAGGCCCUGGAGGCCCUGGAGGCCCCGGAUACUAUCCGCCUCAAUGGCAAGGAACCCCUGGAUCUUCUGGAUCACCCGGGUCUCCCGGAUCUCCCGGAUCUCCCGGAUCUCCUGGUACACCCGGCUCACCUGGUGGACCUAGCGGCCCCAGUGGUCCCGGAAACUACCAACCAGGGCAAACAGAGCCACAAACCGGUCCGAAUGUUCCAUCUGGCCCAUCUGGCCCAUCUAGCCCAUCUGGACCUUCUAAACCGUCUGGACCAUCUGACAGCGGUACACAACAACCUAACAAACCAGGAUCUCCAGGAACACCAGGUGGCCCCGGUGGUCCAGGUGGUCCUGGUGGCCCCGGAGGUCCUGCAGGACCCGCGGGCCCCAGCGGUCCUGGAAUCCCUGGAUAUAACCCAAGUGAACCUGGGCAAGGUACCCCUGGAAGUCCUGGAUCACCCGGAACUCCUGGAUCACCCGGAGCUCCCGGCUCCGCCGGAACUCCUGGUUCCCCCGGUUCCCCUGGCUCACCCGGUGGACCUGGUGGCACUGGUGGUCCUACUUACCCUAGUGGUCCUGGAAACAAACCAGGUCAAACAGAUUCCCAUGGAGGCCCUAGCGUUCCCAAUGGUCCAUCUGGUCCAGGUACCGGUCCUAAUAAUCAAGUAAAUCCAGGAUUACCAGGAGCUCCAGGUGGACCUGGUGGUUCAGGUGGCCAAGGAGGCCCAGGUGGUCCCGGAGGACCAACUGGUCCUAAUGGUCCAGGUAGCAACGGAUACUACCCAGGAACAAAUCCUACGAAACCAGAGCAACCAUGUAAUACCGGAACACCAGGACAACCUGGACAACCAGGUUUACCAGGACAGCCGGGUACACCAGGACAGCCAGGAAAACCAGGACAGACUGGACAGCCCGGAUACCCUGGACCUACAGGAUACCCUAACCAACCUGGACAAACAGGACAGCCAGGACAACCAGGACCACAGGGACAACCUGGACAACCAGGUUUACCAGGACAGCCGGGUACACCAGGACAGCCAGGAAAACCAGGACAGACUGGACAGCCCGGAUACCCUGGACCUACAGGAUACCCUAACCAACCUGGACAAACAGGACAGCCAGGACAACCAGGACCACAGGGACAACCUGGACAACCAGGUUUACCAGGACAGCCGGGUACACCAGGACAGCCAGGAAAACCAGGACAGACUGGACAUCCCGGAUACCCUGGACCUACAGGAUACCCUAACCAACCUGGACAAACAGGACAGCCAGGACAGCCAGGACCACAGGGACAACCUGGACAACCAGGUUUACCAGGACAGCCGGGUACACCAGGACAGCCAGGAAAACCAGGACAGACUGGACAGCCCGGAUACCCUGGACCUACAGGAUACCCUAACCAACCUGGACAAACAGGACAGCCAGGACAACCAGGACCACAGGGACAACCUGGACAACCAGGUUUACCAGGACAGCCGGGUACACCAGGACAGCCAGGAAAACCAGGACAGACUGGACAGCCCGGAUACCCUGGACCUACAGGAUACCCUAAUCAACCUGGACAAACAGGACAGACAGGACAACCAGGACCACAGGGACAACCUGGACAACCAGGUUUACCAGGACAGCCGGGUACACCAGGACAGCCAGGAAAACCAGGACAGACUGGACAGCCCGGAUACCCUGGACCUACAGGAUACCCUAAUCAACCUGGACAAACAGGACAGCCAGGACAACCAGGACCACAGGGACAACCUGGACAACCAGGUUUACCAGGACAGCCGGGUACGACAGGACAGCCAGGAAAACCAGGACAGACUGGACAGCCCGGAUACCCUGGACCUACAGGAUACCCUAAUCAACCUGGACAAACAGGACAGCCAGGACAACCAGGACCACAGGGACAACCUGGACAACCAGGUUUACCAGGACAGCCGGGUACAUCAGGACAGCCAGGAAAACCAGGACAGACUGGACAGCCCGGAUACCCUGGACCUACAGGAUACCCUAAUCAACCUGGACAAACAGGACAGCCAGGACAACCAGGACCACAGGGACAACCUGGACAACCAGGUUUACCAGGACAGCCGGGUACACCAGGACAGCCAGGAAAACCAGGACAGACUGGACAGCCCGGAUACCCUGGACCUACAGGAUACCCUAAUCAACCUGGACAAACAGGACAGCCAGGACAACCAGGACCACAGGGACAACCUGGACAACCAGGACAGCCCGGAUACCCUGGACCUACAGGAUACCCUAAUCAACCUGGACAAACAGGACAGCCAGGACAACCAGGACCACAGGGACAACCUGGACAACCAGGUUUACCAGGACAGCCGGGUACACCAGGACAGCCAGGAAAACCAGGACAGACUGGACAGCCCGGAUACCCUGGACCUACAGGAUACCCUAAUCAACCUGGACAAACAGGACAGCCAGGACAACCAGGACCACAGGGACAACCUGGACAACCAGGUUUACCAGGACAGCCGGGUACACCAGGACAGCCAGGAAAACCAGGACAGACUGGACAGCCCGGAUACCCUGGACCUACAGGAUACCCUAAUCAACCUGGACAAACAGGACAGCCAGGACAACCAGGACCACAGGGACAACCUGGACAACCAGGUUUACCAGGACAGCCGGGUAUACCAGGACAGCCAGGAAAACCAGGACAGACUGGACAGCCCGGAUACCCUGGACCUACAGGAUACCCUAAUCAACCUGGACAAACAGGACAGCCAGGACAACCAGGACCACAGGGACAACCUGGACAACCAGGACAGCCUGGAUACCCUGGACCUACAGGAUACCCUAUUCAACCGGGACAACAAGGACAGCCUGGACCACAGAGACCAGCAGGACAACCGGGACCUCAAGGCCCCGCAGGACAAGCUGGACAGCCAGGAUACCCUAACCAACCCGGACAACCAGGACAAACAGGACCACAGGGACCAUCAGGACAACCUGGACCACAAGGCCCUGCAGGACAGCCAGGACAGCCAGGAAAACCUGGCCUAGGAGGUCAACCAGGACAGCCAGGAUACCCUAAUCAACCCGGACAACCAGGACAACCGGGACCACAGGGACCAGCAGGUCAACCUGGACCACAAGGCCCUGUAGGCGAACCUGGCCAGCCAGGAUACCCUGGACCUUCAGGAAACCCUAAUCAACCCGGACAAACAGGACAGCCAGGACCACAGGGACCAGCAGGAAAACCAGGACCACAGGGACCAGCAGGACAACCAGGACCACAAGGCCCCGCAGGACAACCAGGAUACCCUGGGCCAAACGGUCCUGAUUCGCAACCGGCUGGCACGGGUGUGCAACCUCCCGUGUACGUACCCCCAGGUCAAAUGCCACCGUUCCCGAUAUACGUGAUGCCGUUCCCCCUCCCGAUAGUACCGAGCCCCACCUCAUGUCCCUGUUACCUGGUGAAUCCCGGACAGAACGGGACCGACAGCCAGCAACCAGGCCCCCAGAACCAGCCGACCGCCGUGGCCUCGUACAACCCGGGCUACACCCCAUUCGGAAUACUCGGCUACAUUCCCGUGCUAUUCGUGCCCUUCUGCCCCGGCAACAGGACGGAGGCGAACACGGUGCAGCAGAGCUUCCCCGAGGCCGUCUCCGUGCCAUACAACUGCGCCCAGUGCCAGGCCCGCAACAACGACAUCUACCAGUACUUCAACAGAAUAAAUGGCGGCAGAAGCAUCAGCUUCAAAGACUUCCAGGAGAUAACGACGCUGCCCCAACUCGAGAACGUCCUCAAGAACGAGAUCAAACCGCCCCGAAAGACUCUGAGGAGGAUACGGGUACAUCCCCGCGUGGCGGACGAGAUAGUGACUGCCGCGAGAGCAGACACCAAAAAGAGCGAAAAGAAGAACGAAAACGAGAAAAGAUAGUGUUCAUUAGCGAAUUAAAGGUGUGGAAAACAAUUUUGAGAACGUCUGACACGAAAUCUUGGACGAGUUCGAAAUUGUGCGCUUGAGACUUGAUAAUUUAAUAUUUAUUUUGAUAUUGUAUAAAAUAGUACUAAAAUUGAGUUGAAAAACAACGUGUUGUUACAGCGAAAUCGAAACAUUUUUGUAUUUUUAAUACAUUUUACAUGUAAAUAAACGAAUAUAUAAUU
Molecule: messenger RNA, 9085 nt
Organism: Aricia agestis (brown argus)
Lineage: Eukaryota; Metazoa; Arthropoda; Insecta; Lepidoptera; Lycaenidae
Gene: CPR146
Product: collagen alpha-5(IV) chain-like
Exons: 44
Coding region: 105-8858 (2917 amino acids)
Cellular component (GO): basement membrane
Source: RefSeq, a predicted model, not a curated record